This is a messenger RNA of Mercenaria mercenaria, 2330 nucleotides long. RefSeq names its product iron-sulfur cluster assembly 1 homolog, mitochondrial-like. Lineage: Eukaryota; Metazoa; Mollusca; Bivalvia; Venerida; Veneridae. Gene Ontology annotation, molecular function: 2 iron, 2 sulfur cluster binding. The coding region runs from base 75 to 467 and encodes 130 amino acids. The record is from RefSeq and is a predicted model, not a curated record. The transcript is spliced from 4 exons. Gene Ontology annotation, cellular component: mitochondrion; cytoplasm. Gene Ontology annotation, biological process: iron-sulfur cluster assembly.
UUCCGCGUCUCAUAUUUAAUUUCGAUAUUAACCGGGGACCUUGACCUUCGAAAAAUAAAACAAAACUAUGUGAAAUGGCAACUAAAGUUGUUGGUGCUACUGUUCGGGCAGUUGCUCGCAAAAGAACCAUUAUACCAACUAAAGCACCACUUGUUCUGACUAAUUCAGCUGUAAAGAAAGUGAAGGAAUUGAUGAAACAGAAACCUGACAUGAUUGGUUUGAAAAUUGGUGUGAAGACACGAGGAUGCAAUGGUUUAACAUACACAUUAGAUUACUGUAAUGAUAAGGGAAAGUUUGAUGAAAUUGUGGAGCAAGAUGGAGUGAAAGUAGUGAUAGAUUCCAAAGCACAGUUAACUUUGUUAGGGACUGAAAUGGACUAUUUAGAAGAUAAACUUGCUGCAGAGUUUGUUUUUAAUAAUCCAAAUAUAAAAGGAACUUGUGGCUGUGGUGAAAGUUUUAAUGUAUGAUAAAAUAUGAAAAUAGUGUUGAAAUGUACUCCAGAUAUUAUGUGAAAUAGUCAGUAUUGCAUGGCAAUUAGUUUGUUAGAAACAGUGUGAUUCCUUUUGUGUGAUGAAUACAUGGAAAUAAAAUAUGGUGUAAAUGAUAAAUUGUGAUACAUUUUCAAAAUAAUUUAUUUGUUUUAUAAAUGCCGAAGUAAACUAGGAUUCUCAGAUAAGCAAAAUUUGAACACAGUAUCAGCAUUGUAGAAGCCUGUAGCCAAAGCCAACAAAAUGGUAGACAUUUAAUCGUAGCUGUUUAAAAAGAAGAGUAUUGCAGAAUUAAAUUUCAGUCAGGCAAGAUUUAGAAUUGCUUUGCCAGAUGACAAUCUGAUUUAAAACAAGAUUUUUUUAACUCCAUUGCUACACAAGCUUCUAGGACACAAACAGGAUGUUAUGUCAGGUCUGUGUCCAGGCAAGUUAAGGUAAUUUCGACACACAGAAGAUGAGCUUUUAUACAACAUAAAUUUUUUAGCUUCAUUGCUGUAAAUACUGAAGGACAUUAUAGCAGGAUAUUUUUCAGGUCCUUUGCCAGACAAGUUAUUCUAAAACUGAAUGUUUUUUUAGUUCAAACAGGAUAAUUUAGAACCUUAUUUCGGGCCAAGCUAUUCUAAAACAGGAUAUGCUGGAUGGUCAUAGUCAGAUAGACAUUUAUCUCAUUACAGAGAUAUGGAAUGGUUUAUAUUUGACAAUUUUAAGUAUGAUGCAGAUUAUUUAGAAAGUGUUAAUUAUAUGGUAGAAAUAAACUGUUCUUGCCAGCUUGAGCUCAGUUACAUAUAAUAAGAUAUAUUUAGCCACACAACAGCAGAUGAUGCAUUUAAAUCAUUAUUCAUAGAAAUAACCUUUCUGUAUAAAUAGAUUUUUAUUUAGAUAUGAUAAGUACAGCCUUUAAGAACUCACCAUUUUAUAUCUUUGUUUUGAUGCUUUGCAAAAAUUUCCCAGUGCUUAACGUUCCCUUAACUGGGUUUAACAUACUUUUCAGCAAUUGUUUACUUUUAAAUCUCAUUUAUAAAGAGAGACAACUAUUUGAGAAUAUUUUAAGUAUCCAGUGAAAUGGGACAGUACGGUAAUACAUACAUUGUACAGGUAUACUGUUUAUAAGGUUCUUGUUCAUUUAUCAAAUAUUUCCGGGGUUUGGUGAGAUACUGCUAAACCUGAAGAAUCUUAUGCGGGUUCCUUAUUUUAGUACACAUUCUAGAGGAAUCUUAAUUUAUUUUUUCAAAGAGGCAUUAAUAUAUUUAGAGGAAUUUUAGCCAGGAUGAUUCAUAAAUUUGAAUUGGGAAAUAUAGUUAGCAGUUUUUUUAUCCAUAAAGUCAAGCAGCUUUUUUAUCCAUAAAGUUGUGUAAAAAUACCUUUUUGUUUCUGCACAGAAAUAUUUGAAUACAUAGAUAUACUUACUCAGAAAAUUUCACAACAUUUAUUUUGAAAUUACAAGACAUAAUUUCAAUUUGGAAUGGUCUUUUUACAUAGCAAAGGAUUUUAAGAAACAGACUUUAAUUAAUUUAGACAGCAGCUGUUGAAUUUUAGAAUCUCUUAAUUCCUACAAAUAAAUAGUGUCCUUGUAAUAUCGUAAAAAUUAAUAGUAAAAAAAAUCCUAUCUGUUAUUUUAAUUACUAAGAGGAGACUUUAUUUUAAUCCGCAGAUCUAUAAAAUAUUUCUCUUGAAAAUGUUAACUUGCUGGUAUUCGAAUUGACUUAACAUGUAUGUUACUUUACACAUUGGCUGUAGUAGUUUAAGAUGUACAUGUUUCAUUAUUAUUCCACAGAUUUUGAUAUGCCAUUUGAUUUUAUUGAUGUUGUUAAUGCCUUGUUUUAAUACAAAAAUACAUGAUUA